Molecule: messenger RNA, 1449 nt
Organism: Formica exsecta
Lineage: Eukaryota; Metazoa; Arthropoda; Insecta; Hymenoptera; Formicidae
Product: calcium and integrin-binding protein 1-like
Exons: 7
Coding region: 438-992 (184 amino acids)
Molecular function (GO): calcium ion binding
Source: RefSeq, a predicted model, not a curated record
AGAGUGCAAGUAGGCAGAAAGCUGAUAGGUGCUUUCCAUUUACAUCAAAGCUCAAAUAAUUCUCACUUGUGACGUCAUAACUCAGUUGAAUGCACGUUCUUUUUGAUGCUGGCAAGUGAGAUUCAACUGAGUUUUUACGUGAUUUUUACUCACAAUCGAGACCGUGUGCUUUAGUGAGUCUAAUAGACUCAUUAAAAGUGAGGUUAUGAACCUGUAUUGUUAUGCGAUAGCUUUGUUACCAUAGUAAGCAGCGAUUUUUAAUUCGCCUGAUGAACGUGAAAUAAUUAAGCGAUCGACAGGAAAUUAAAUGUGUCAUACAAGACAUUUCACAUAUUAGCCAUCAAUAGUGUGUAAUGCUGAUUAACAAUGAUUGAAUUUCAUGAUAAAGAUAAUUGAGGCGUCUACGGUUGACAUUGUGUAAAAUUCAGUGUGUGAGGAUGGGUGCAGGAAAGAGUCAGUUUACUGAAGAGGAGUUGCAGGACUAUCAAGAUUUAACAUACUUUACAAAAAAGGAAGUCUUAUAUGCACAUCAGCAAUUUAAGGCACUUGCACCAGAAAAAGUUGGACAUAAUAGAAAUGCAAAACUCCCAAUGUCUAAAAUUUUGCAAUAUCCCGAAUUGAAAGUAAAUCCUUUUGGAGAUAGAAUCUGUAAGGUCUUCAGUUCUAGUCAAGAUGGCGAUUGUACCUUUGAAGAUUUCUUAGACAUGAUGUCUGUAUUUAGUGAUGCUGCUCCAAAAGCAGUGAAAGCUGAACAUGCAUUUAGGAUAUUUGAUUUUGAUGGCGAUGACAUGCUUGGCGUAGGAGAUCUGAGACAAGUGAUAGAUAGAUUAACUGCGCCUCAAAGAUUGAACGACAAUGACAUGCAGCAACUUCUUCAAUACAUUCUCGACGAAGCUGAUUUAGAUGAUGAUGGUGCUCUGAGCUUUGCAGAAUUUGAACAUAUUAUAGAGAAGAGUAGCGAUUUUUCCAAGAGUUUUCGUAUUCGUUUAUAAAAAUAUGCUUAACAAGUAUUGUUAAAACAAGGUAUCUUAAUCAGUAAAAGACUGAAUAUAUUGAUCAAUAAUAAUUGUGACAAUGUAGACAUAUAUAGACAUAUAUAGGCCUGAUAUGUACUCUAGGAAAAAAAAAACAUGACAUUAACAUUUGUAAAAUGUGUCAAGGCUCUAUAAUUAGGCCUAAACCGAACAAUAAUAAUUUUUUUAAAUUUUUUAUUAAGUUUAUUUAUUUAAAAUUAUAUAAUAGCAAGAACAAACAUAACUAUACAAAUAUAGUGAUUGAAUUAAAACUGCUAUACACUAUACAGUAAUCUUAUUAAUACACAUAUAAUACUUUCAUGAAUGAAGAGGCACACACACAAAUCUUGAUUAGUAAAUAAUCCUCUUCACACAAUUUAUUUUUUGUAUCUCUUAUGUAACAAACAAAAAUGAAUAUAUAAUUAAAUCAACAUUA